This is a messenger RNA of Meloidogyne enterolobii, 2194 nucleotides long. Lineage: Eukaryota; Metazoa; Nematoda; Chromadorea; Rhabditida; Meloidogynidae. The record is from the annotation of a GenBank genome assembly.
GUGUUCGAACCUAUGCGCCCCAUGAAUUGUUCGGAAGAGAUUCCCCGAUGCCCUUUUUUGAGGAAAUCCAUCACGAUUCUGAACCUAUAAGAACUGACGAAAAGCAAGAAACUCAUACUAUUGCUACAGCAAAACUACUCGAAUCAGAACUUAAGAAAACACUUGAAAUGUUAUGUCAGGCAAUCUUCUCUGGUGCAAAACCAGAAGGCGAAAUUGAAAUGCGAUGGACUCCAACAUAUUUUCCGUUUACUCAUCCAUCUUUUGAAUUGGAAGUUUUGUUUGAAGAUAAAUGGUUGGAGGUUCUUGGAUGUGGAAUAAUGGAACAAAGCCUUUUGGAUUCGGCAGGAGCGGGAGAACGUGUUGGAUGGGCUUUUGGAUUGGGUCUUGAACGUCUCGCAAUGAUCCUUUAUGGCAUUCCAGACAUUCGUCUCUUUUGGUCGAAAGAUACAGGCUUUAUCAAUCAAUUUAAAGGACUAAGUCCCUCAGAUGUUGUAAAAUACAAAGAAAUUAGCAAACAGCCACAACUUUUUAUGGAUAUUUCUUUUUGGUUGCCAGAACACUUUGAAGGAGAUUCUAGUAUUGAAUCAUUACGUUCUGAUGUUUUUGAUGUUAUUCGUAUGAUUGGAGGCGAUUUGAUCGAACAGGUUUCAUUGUCGGAUGAAUAUUUAAAUAAGAAGACUGGACGUAAAAGCCAAACUUAUAGAAUUACCUACCGAAGUAUGGACCGUCCACUUUCCAAAGAAGAAGUUAAUGUUAUUCAUAAGAAGAUUGAAUCUUAUUUAGUUGACAAAUUUGGAAUGGAUAUUCAAAGAAAAAACGUUUGCAUGGAUGAGCCUAUUUUAGCACUUAUUUCUCUUACAUUAUUUGUUGGCUCCUAUUUUGCUGGAUGCAUUCCUUUGUUUUUUACUUUGAAUGAGAAAAGAAUUCGAAUUGCGAGUAUAUUUGGUGCGGGUCUUUUAGUCGGUACUGCUCUUUGUGUAAUAAUUCCUGAAGGAGUUUCUGCACUUUUGGAGUCAUCCAAUUCUCAUUUAGAGAAUCAACAAAUAAUAAAUCAGCCAGUACAAGCAAAACUUUCUGAACAAAUGGCUUUGAAUAUACCAAAACCUGCAGUAGUUCCUAUUGUCAAUGAUGAUCAACGAUUGAGGAAUCAGCGAAAUGAAGGAAAAGUUGAUAAUAAAAAUAAGGAUAAAAACGUUGCACCAAUCGAAAAUAAUAAAAUUAAAGAAGAUGGCAACAAAAAUUUGGCAAAAUUUCCUAAAAAACGUGAAGUCAUAUACAAUAAAAAUCAUCCAGAUAAACAUUUUGAUGAAAGGCAGCAUAAAAAUGGUAUUGAUGGAAAAAUUGGUUUUCCUCUUCUGAUUGGAUUUUUAUUUAUGUUUGUGAUUGAACAAUUAACAAAAAUGGGGACAUAUGGCAGAAAUAAUAGUAAAAGUGUCUCUACAAUUGGAUUGGUUAUUCAUGCAUUUGCUGAUGGAAUAGCUAUGGGAAGCGCGUCAAGUGCCGGAUCCAAAUUGGAAAUGCAAAUGCUUGUUUUUGUUGCUAUUAUGUUACAUAAGGCCCCUGCAGCAUUUGCCCUAACCAGUAUUCUUUUGGCACAAGGCCUUGACAAAUUGAGGAUACGCCGGCAUUUGCUGAUAUUUUCGUUGGCUGCUCCAAUUGGAACUGUUGUUACCUACGCUUUACUUCAAAUGACUUCUGGAACAGUUGAAGGACCUGUGACUGGAGAAACACUUCCAUCUUCGAAUGUUACUGGCUUAAUUUUGCUUUUUUCUGCGGGCACUUUUCUUUAUAUUGCGACUGUUCAUGUUAUGCCAGAAUUAAUGGAAUCCCGAUGUUCUUCAAUCCAAAAUUCUGGAAUGAAUGGAAGUCGAGAAUUAUUACUUGGAGGACUAAGUACUUCACAAUCUUCCGGGAGACCUUCAAUCUUUGAUAUUUUAAUUUUCUGUGUUUCUGCAUUGAUUCCUGCUUUCAUUUCUUCAGUAAGUCAUGGAGGACAUGGACAUUAAUUUUGGUGAUUUUUUAAAUUUUGUUUUUAUAUUGUAUUAAUAUUCUAAAGAAAGUUAAGACUGGGAAGGGAUCUGAUUGAAUAUAUAAACAAAUUCUAAAAAGUCUAACAAAGCUGUUUCGAAAUUUCUGAACAUUUUUAAUGAAAACACUUUGCUAGUGUUGUAAAACUCCUGAAACUGGAUGCGUA